Messenger RNA from Emericellopsis cladophorae, 1554 nucleotides. RefSeq names its product Mitochondrial import inner membrane translocase subunit-like protein. Gene Ontology annotation, molecular function: phosphoprotein phosphatase activity. The coding region runs from base 1 to 1554 and encodes 517 amino acids. NCBI's taxonomy places the organism in Eukaryota, Fungi, Ascomycota, Sordariomycetes, Hypocreales, Bionectriaceae. The record is from RefSeq and is a predicted model, not a curated record. The transcript has a single exon.
AUGCUAUCCAGGUUGGCCUUCGCGCAGGCCACGCGCCUUGGUAGCAGAACGAUCUCGGCGGCACCACUGAACAGGAACCUGCCCGUUUCCGCAGCCUCUUACACCCAGUCUUGGACCCGGUCCUUUGCUCAGAAGCAGACGCCUGCGCCGAAAUCUGAUUCGACGCCCAAGGAAUCACCCGACACUCCCGCGCCCGAGAACGAAGCGGCAGCUGAGUCCGCCAAGGCCAAGGAUGCCAAAGAAACCGACCAAAUACCCUUUGACAAACUGCCUGAUCUGACUCAGGGUAUUCCGUCGACACUCUUUGAUGAGCUGGAGCAGGCCAAGGGCAAAGAUGUCAAAUCGGAUGCUGCACUCGAAACGGUGCCUCAAUACGAGCGACGCGGUGGUGGUGGUGGCGGCGAUUCAGAAUAUGUCUCGACGAGCGAGCGCAACCGUCGCUGGUGGACGCGCAUGCUCUUGAUCGGCGUGGGUUCGGGCUCACUGUUCGGUCUCGGAUAUCUCGGCCGCAACUGGGACGAUGAGGCUGAGGCUGCACGCCAUCCCGAGAUUCCCAACGGAGUCUCGCCGGUCCUGUGGUGGCAGCGACUGAGGGCCCGAAUGGGCGAGUCAGUCUCAUACUAUCAGAACCCGUCCUUUGACAAGCUGCUACCCGACCCUCAUCCCAGUUUCGAGCGCCCCUACACUCUGGUGAUCAGCCUGGAGGAUCUGCUCGUGCACAGCGAGUGGUCGCGCCAGCAUGGCUGGAGAUUGGCCAAGCGACCAGGCGCCGACUACUUCAUCCGCUACCUCGGUCAAUACUACGAACUGGUCGUUUGGUCAUCAACUUCGUUCGGCAUGGCCGAGGGCAUUGUCCGCAAACUUGACCCCUUCCGUCUCAUCAUGUGGCCCCUCUUCCGCGAGGCUACCAAGUUCGAAGACGGCGAAAUUGUCAAGGACCUUUCCUAUCUGAACCGUGACCCGUCCAAGGUCAUUGUCCUUGACACCAAGGCUAGCCACGUGCGCAAGCAGCCCGAAAACUCCAUCAUCCUGGAUCCUUGGACCGGCGAGAAGGACGACAAGGAGCUUGUCAGCCUGAUCCCCUUCCUCGAGUACAUUCAUACCAUGCAGUACGAUGACGUGCGCAAGGUGCUCAAGUCGUUUGAGGGCAAGCACAUCCCGACCGAGUUCGCCCGCCGCGAAGCGAUCGCUCGCAAGGAAUUCAACGCUCGUCUGGCUGCCGAGAAGGGCAAGCACAAGAAGCCCUCCGGCAUGGGCGCCCUGGGCAGCAUGCUCGGUCUCGGGCCCAGCAACAUGAGCAUGACCAUGCAGCCCGAGGGUGAGCAGAACCCGACUGAGGCGUUUGCGCAGGGUAAGAUGCUGCAGGACAUUGCCCGUGAACGAGGCCAACGCAACUACGAGCUUCUGGAGAAGGAGAUUCGCGAGAAUGGGCAAAAGUGGCUCGACGAGGAGAAGGCCAUGACCGAGAAGAUGCAGAAGGAGGCCAUGGAAAACAUGUACGGCUCCCUCGGCGGCUGGUUCGCGCCCAAGAAGGAAGAGGAGAAGAAGGAGUGA